AUGGCUCUCAGGACAGAGUCCCAUUUCGGGAAGCAAACAGAGAAAACUUUUACCGUUAUAGAGAACCAAACUAAGGUGGAAGAAUUCAUCUUGUUGGGACUAAACAAUGAUUUGGAGGUCCAGUAUAUAGUCUUUACAAUCUUUCUUCUGUUGUAUAUGGCUACAUUGGUGGGGAAUGGUACCAUUAUGAUUGUUGUUAUAGCUGAAUCUCGCCUGCACAGCCCCAUGUACUUUUUCCUUGGAAAUCUUUCCUGCCUUGACAUCUUUCACUCCACAGUAACUAUUCCAAAGAUGUUGUCUGGGUUUCUAACAGAGCUGCAAACCAUCUCCUUCAAUGGCUGCAUGGUCCAACUCUUCUUCUUCUAUUUCUUUGGUAGCAGUGAAGGCAUUCUCCUUGGAUUCAUGGCUUAUGACCGCUAUGUUGCAAUAUGCAACCCACUGCGCUAUACUAUCACCAUGAGAAAAGAGUUUUGUGUUUUAAUGGCAGCUGCCACCUUGUCAACUGGUUUUUUCCAUGCCUUGAUGCAUGCAGUGAUGACUGCUCAUCUUCCCUUUUGUGGGCCAAAUCUAAUCGAACACUUUCUCUGUGACAUCAAGCCUUUGUUGAAACUGGCUUGUGGCAGCACUCACCUCAACCUCAUGCUUCUCAGUAUUGUGACCAGUUGUGUUGUUAUGGGCCCUUUUGUCUUCAUUCUCCUCUCCUAUCUCUACAUUAUCACUUUCCUUCUCUGCAAAGUGCAGUCCCAGCAGGGUUGGCAAAAAGCCUUCUCCACCUGUGGGUCCCACCUAACUGUGGUGGCUUUACUCUAUGUUCCUGUGUUGUUUAACUACAUGCUUCCCACUGUGGGUACCUCCUCUCAACGAGAUAUGAUAAUAACCCUCAUAUAUAGCACAAUUACCCCAGUUUUGAACCCACUUAUCUAUACCCUGAGAAAUCAGGAGGUUAAAAUGGUGAUGAAAAAGAUUUUUUGGAGAAAGACUUACACUUUUCGGUGA
This is a messenger RNA of Candoia aspera, 996 nucleotides long. RefSeq names its product olfactory receptor 12D3-like. Gene Ontology annotation, cellular component: membrane. NCBI's taxonomy places the organism in Eukaryota, Metazoa, Chordata, Lepidosauria, Squamata, Candoiidae. Gene Ontology annotation, molecular function: olfactory receptor activity; G protein-coupled receptor activity; odorant binding. The transcript has 2 exons. The coding region runs from base 1 to 996 and encodes 331 amino acids. Gene Ontology annotation, biological process: G protein-coupled receptor signaling pathway. The record is from RefSeq and is a predicted model, not a curated record.